AAACAAAGAAAGGUCAUGAUCCUCCCUCGCCAGGCUUCAGCAAUGAUCAGCAGAGGGCUGAGCUCUUACAGCCAUAUUCCCACCACUCCUUGAUCCAAACAGAUUUCCAAACUUUUUCCAAACACACCCCAGAUUUCAUAUCAUUCAUUUCAGUUUCCUAAGUAUCUCUAAAAGACGGGAUUCUAGCGACCACACCUUUGGAAAACCUAACCAUCCAAUAUCCAGUGAUCACAUUGCUCCAGUUGUCUUGCGAUUCUUUAAUGAUUUGUUUGAAUCCGCUCCCCCCGCCCCGCAUUAUAAUUGGUCGCCGUCUUUAGCACUCUACCUGCUCCGGGACUGCGCCCCGCCGUGUGGCACGCGCCGUACGAGGCCCUGGCUUCUCCCUUGGGGGGUGCAGGGAGGAGGCUGCGGAGCCGCAGGCGGACUGGGGGCCCCGGCUGAACCCCGCCGCCCCGCCCAGCUCCCCCCGCCCAGGACGCAGCGCAGCUGGAGCCGGGACCUCAGGAGAAUGUCUCAGGAACCUAGGACAUGGUCUCUUUUCCUGAUCCUUUUUCUGAGCCAUGGAGUGACAGGUCAGAAAGCUUCAAAUUCCAGGCAGGAUUUGCAUCCACUGUUGCAAAAAAUGGCGGAAGAAAUAAUAGAGGGAAGCUAUCUGAAUGCACUACUGGAUCUCAUACAGUUUCAAAGUGCCCAUGGGUGGACAGCUGACCUGUCCCGCCAAGUCCUGGACUACCUGAAUUCCUGGAAUGUUGCCGUCACCCUUCCCAGCCUGCAGGCAGCCAUGGAAAAUCAUCUGCAGCAGCGACUGUACCAGCCCCAGAAGCUACUGGCGGACCUGAGGAAAUCUGAUGUUCAGCAGUUUCGCACUGCCAUGAAAUGCCUCUUGGAAGACAAGCACGACCACUUGGACCUGAAGGACAUUGUCAUUGACUUGAGAGAGAUUCGGGAACAAGCCUUGCAGAGUCCUGGUGUGAACCGAAGCCUGUUUCUCGUCACGCUGGAGAGGUGUUUCCAGGUGCUGAACUCCCUGGAGUGUGUGGAGAUCCUGGACAGGGUGCUGAGGGGUUCCUCAGCCCACUUUCUCCAGCCAGAGGUCACCGAGAGGCUGCCCCGGCACCUGCGCGAGGAUGCCUUUAAGGACCUAUCUGCACUGUUCAAGGAUCUCUAUGACCGAACUUCGGCUGGUGCCCAGAGAGCUCUGUACUCCUGGAUGACGGGGAUCUUGCGUACAUCCUCCCAUGCCCCUGGUGAUUCUGUUUCAUGGGUCAGUGCAGAAAACUUAUGGAUUUUGGGCAGAUAUAUGGUUCACCUAUCAUUUGAAGAAAUUAUGAAAAUUAGUUCUAUAGAAAUUGGGCUGUUUAUCAGCUAUGACAAUGCCACCAAGCAGUUGGAUACAGUCUAUGACAUCACUCCUGAACUGGCCCGAGCAUUUCUGGAGAAGAUUAGCUCCUCCAGCUUCGACAUGAGGAACACCUCGACCAUCCACAGGUUGGGGCUGCUGGUUUGUUUCUACAAUGACCUGGAGCUGCUGGAUGCCACGAUGGCCCAAGUCCUGCUUCACCAGAUGAUCAAGUGCAGCCACCUGCGGGGCUUCCGGACCGGUGUUCAGAAGCUCAAAGCUGACCUCCUGGACAUUGCCACAGAGAACCAGACCCUUAACGAGACCCUGGGCUCUUUGUCGGAUGCGGUUGUGGGUUUGACCUCCAGUCAGCUGGAAUCUCUGUCCCCUGAGGCCGUGCACGCUGCCAUCUCCACUCUCAACCAGGUCUCAGGUUGGGCCAAAAGCCAGGUCAUCAUCUUGUCUGCCAAGUACUUGGCCCAUGAAAAGGUGCUGUCCUUCCACAACGUCAGCCAGAUGGGCGUGCUGCUGGCGGGGGUUGGCACCCAGGCCUUCCACAACAUGGAUGGCAAGGACCUCGUGCAGGUGCUGAGAAGCACAGUCUCCCAGCACCUGUCAGAUCUGUCACCUGCCCAGCAGCACGGUGUCCUCAGCAAGCUGAACGAAGCAGGAGACACUGCCGCAAGCAUCAUGGAGCUGCAAGGGGCUUUCUUUAAGGAAGUGUCUCUCUUUGACUUACGGAGAGAACCCCGACUCAACUCUACAGGCCUGAAGGAAAAGGAGCUUCGGAGGAGCCAGGCCUUGUUUCUGUAUGAGCUUCUGUCAAAGGUGACCAGAAGGCCCGAGGAACUCCUGAGUGUGGGGCAGCUGGUCAAAGGGGUGACGUGCGCUCACAUUGACGCCAUGGAUGGCAACUCCUUCCUGGCCCAUUUCCAGUAUUUCGAGAACAAUCUCUCUCUGCUUUCACUGGAUCAGGUUAAUUGUUUGGCGUGGAAAUACUGGGACGUUUCCAGGUGGACUAUACCGCUGUUCCUCCUGGCCACACUUCCGGUACGCUUCCUGGCUUCUGUCCCAGCCUCCCAGUGUGUGCCCUUUCUGAUCAGCCUAGGGAAGAAUCACUUGGACUCUUUGGUUUUAGAUUCCCACAAAAAGAAUUUGGUCCUGAGGAAAGUGCAGCAGUGCCUGGACAAUUCCCUUGCUGAUGAGUACAUCAUGGACAUUGUGGGGAACCUGCUCUGCCACUUACCUGCGACCUUCAUUGAAAGGGGGAUCUCCCCGAGGGCCUGGGCCACCGCUGUGCACGUCCUCAGAGAUUGUCCAGACCUCAGCCCUGAGCAGAAGGCUGGGGUGAGGCUCAGGCUCCUGGAGCAGAGCGGACCCCCACAGAACUGGACAGCAGAGACUCUGAAGGACUUGGCACCUUUUCUCACACUCUUCUCUGGAGAUGAACUACAUUCUGUUGCCACAAAGUUUCCUGGUAUUCUUCAACACACAGCUUCAAGGAUAGCUGGGAUCCAGCCCCCUAAAGAGUUUCUCUGGGCUGUCUUUGAGUCUGUUCGGAAUAGCAGUGAUGAGAAUCCUAGCUUUCACACCAUCCCUGGUUGCCAUGGAGUCUCUGCUCCCUCUUCUGAUGACAUCUUCAAGUUGGCUGAAGCCAAUGCCUGCUGGGAGCCUGAGGAUCUCUUCUGCAUGGGAGAAGACACGUUCAUCAGGAAUGUGGAGCUGCUGGGUGCUGUCAAGGGUUUCAGCUGGCCUCAGCUGAUGGCCUUGAAGGAGAAGGCGAUCCAGGUCUGGGACUCGCCUUCCCGCUGGAGAGAACACCACGUGGUCUCCCUGGGGCGGAUUGCUCUGGCUCUUACUGAGAGAGAACUGGGAGAGCUGGACCUCAGCUCCAUCGACACCGUUGCUUCUCUGAGCCAGCAGACAGGCUGGACCUUAGGGCAGGCUAAAUCCAUCCUUCAAGGGUUCCUCCAGGAUUCAGGCUAUGGUAUCCAAGAUCUGAAGAGCUAUCAUUUAGUAGGACUUGGUGCCACCCUGUGUGCUAUGAAUGUCACCGAAAUCCCACUUAUACAGAUCUCAGAAUUCAGGAUGGUGGUGGCCAGAAUUGGGACAUUACUCUGCAGCACCCAUGUCUUGGCUGAAUUUAAAAGGAAGGCAGAAGUUGUGUUUGGAGAGCCCUCUAAAUGGACCAGCUCUGUCUUGCAGGAGCUUGGGACCAUUGCAGCUGGAUUAACUAAGGCAGAGCUCCGAAUGCUUGACAAGGAACUGAUGCCAUAUUUCCAGCCAUCAGCAAUAAAAUGCCUUCCUGACGAGAUAUUCAAAGAGCUGUCUGCCGCGCACCUCGCCCGCCUGGGCCCGGAGAACGCGGCGGCCGUCACCCAGGGCCAGAGCCAGCGGCUCAGCGCGCCGCAGCUGCAGAGCCUACAGCGGGCACUAGAUGGCGCCAAGACCCACUCCUGGCCGGACGAGCCCGAGAGCGCCGGCCCCACCCGGACGUCCGCCGCAGGGGCUCCCCGGGGAGCGCCUCUCUCCUGGGGCCUUUGGGUUGGCUGCUCCCUGCUGCUUUUCAUGGCCCAGAGCUGGUGGUGAGUGGCCCGAUGUUCAGCCCUUCGAUGUCCUGAGCAGUUGGCCAAGCCACGUGGAGACACAGGAUGCUUCCAACGGUGGCAGACCCUGACCUGGACUCAGAGCCUCAACGAGGGCAGUGAGACCCUGGAGCCUUGACAUUUAAAAGGCUCCAAAAGGAAAAAGAAUUAUUUAAAAUGAUCUUGCAAGUUCUUAAGUCAGCCUGUCUCCCCAGCAGGGAGCCCUUUUCUGUCUUGUUUUAGCCUCCUUUGUUUUUGGGGUGGAGUUGGAGAAGCUGUGGGGAGGGAAAGAUGUUUUCUGUUAAAAGCACGAAGAUCUUACAAGUUACUGGCCUCCCUUGCUCCCUCCAGAGAGCGAGAGGGGCGUGCAGGAAUGACACCCUUUUAGCCAGUGCUGGGUCUGGUUUCCACUCUGGCUUAAUUUCACUUCCUUGGAGCUAUAGGCUGCAUUGGAUUUCUCCUUCGAUACUUAACAGUGUUGAAAUAAAUGAAUCCCUCAACAGGAGCCAAUAUUCUUGCCUGAUUGCUGGGACUAAUUGAUGUUUUGGUGGGCAUUGCAGUGCUUGGAAAUUAAAACAUUUAACAUGGCUCAACGUUAAAUCAAUUAUUAAAUACAUUUUCCAGAUGCUUUUUAGUUUCUUGGGAAUCAGCUGGAUGAACGACUGAAGUUAUCAGUUAAACUUUCAAAAUCACCUUUUUUUUUUUAGUGGAGGUGGUUGCUCUUCUGGUUUUAUGUUGCUCUGUGCUUUGAGGAAUGCUUUGAAAUAAAAAAUAAAAACAUAUUGCUUAAGA
Heterocephalus glaber (naked mole-rat) is the source of this 4716-nucleotide messenger RNA. The record is from RefSeq and is a predicted model, not a curated record. Lineage: Eukaryota; Metazoa; Chordata; Mammalia; Rodentia; Bathyergidae.